Molecule: messenger RNA, 1437 nt
Organism: Penicillium arizonense
Lineage: Eukaryota; Fungi; Ascomycota; Eurotiomycetes; Eurotiales; Aspergillaceae
Exons: 1
Coding region: 1-1437 (478 amino acids)
Source: RefSeq, a predicted model, not a curated record
AUGACGAAAGACCCCCUGUUCAAUGGCUUCGAGCUCACGCCGGCCGAUUACACGUUCCCCAUGUUCUAUUCGGCAAGCGCAUUGUCUUUUCGGUCAAUGGCCUCUAAGAAUGGCAUUCCCAUACUACAGGAAGGAAUAGAACGACUGGUCGCCCACCACCCUUUUCUCGCGGGUGUUGUCAUCCCUUCGGUGGACAAGCCAGGGACUUUUCGAGUGGUUCCUGCUAGUAAACACUUACCACCCGCCGCACCCAUCUGCACAGUGCAGCAGCUCCUACAGCAGCGGAUCCCUUCAUCCAAGACCGCCUCUCCACCAAUGGUUGCCUACGACCGCAACAAACUUUUGAUUAUAGUGCCGGCCCACGUUGCUGAGUCAUCUGCCGAGCCCCCUGUGAUACGCUUCCAAAUCAAUGUAUUGGCGAACGGCCUCAUUUUGGGGAUAUUUGCCAACCAUAUGGUAAUCGAUGGCACAGGGAUCGGCACGUUGAUUCAAUCACUCGCCAUUUGCUGCCGGGAACUUCACAUGUCUGGCCCCGCUACCCGCCUUCCGAGUGACUCUAGCUAUGAGGCAUCUUCAAGAGCAAUCCUUGCCACAAUCGGUCAGGAUACCAAGGCAACCAAAACCCAGGACGUCCAACCUGAGCCCACAAUUGCGACCAAUGAAAACUCAGCCAGCGACGAAACAAUACAUGAUGUCUCUCUGCUUGAUUACGACUUUUAUCUGUCAGCGGCGAAGAUCGAGCGGAUGUUACAGUGGACCCGAGAACAGACACCGAAGGAAGUAUCACACGGUCAGGCCCCUGUUUCUGCGGAUGAUAUCAUCACUGCGGUCCUUUGGAAAUGUCUCAGUCAGUUCCGCGGUCACACAGUUGAAGGAAGUCCAAACUGUGCUCUUCAGCGAGUGCUAAAUGCCCGUCGCCGCAUCCAGCCACCGCUGUCUGCCAAUUACCUGGGAAAUUGCUUCAUUUUCCUUGACUAUUCCAAAUCCAGGGAAGAACUGAACCCUAUCGACAAAGGAGAGGUUGAUACAGAGGAAAGCUUCAUGCGACAGAUCGGCUCCAUCGCCUGCUUCCUGCGGUCAAAUUUAAACACGAUCGACGAUCAGUUUGUGCGGGACCACUUCUCGGGAUUUAUGACGGCCAUCACCUGGUCUGACACGACAAUCCAUAUUCCGGAUGUGGUGGUAUCGAGUGUUCGUCGUCUGCCAAUCCACGAGCAGAACUUUGGUGACGUGCUAGGGCAAGUGGCAGAUUUCGAGAUUCUCCCCUAUAUGGUCCCCGAGGGUGUUUGUACGAUCAAGCCGCGUCGUGAUGCGGAGUCGUGGGAAGUCAGCGUGACAUUGGGGAGCGCGGAGAUGAAUCUCCUUAGAAAUAAUCCGAUGUUUGGUUGGUUGGUCGACAAAGAGGCUCCCACGUGUAUUUUUGAGGCUGCAUGGUAA